AUGGAUGAGACGGAGAUGAACGCGUGCGCACAUUGCACUUUCAUCAACGCACCGGGCCGCAUCCGCUGUGGUAUGUGCCGCCACAACAUUCGCAAGCGCGAAUGCGACGCAUCUGCCACACCUUCGCAGGGGCGGCGAUCAACACAUGAUAGGCGGUCCACGGAUCACGAAAAGGAAGCUGUGCCGACGCUCUUCUCCACUGCCGCUGGACGGCCUGUUGUUGUGUCCGAGUCAUCGCUGCGCGCUGCCAGGGAGAGGCUGGAUGCCGUGUUGUCACUUAGCUCCUCUAGUAGCAGUGAGUGCGGCGCAGGGGUUUCAGGUUCUAUUGCAGGUGCCGAGUCCCCCUCUGGGGCUGCAGUGCCUCCGCUGCUUGCGCCGCGGCGCCGCAUGUUUGUUCAGCCGUUUGCGCGGACGCCACAGAUACGGACGGUACCACAGACCAUUGCGACUUCUCCGCAGGAGGAGUCCUUUAGAAGAGGACCGAAGUCCCUUUUGUUUGAUAUCUUUGUCUAUUCGUCACUGGCGAUGUCGGUGCUUCCCUCCAUCGAAGCAAUUAUACACGGCACUUUCGCGUUUAAACGGCUGGGCUGCUCGCCCGAACUCUUGCAAAUACUAGGUCUCUCUGUGGAGGACGACACAGUGCCGCUCCUACGCUUUCAUGGUGCGCUCCUCACUCUUGGCGCCAGAAGGACGGAUUCCACGGACGAGUGGUGCCGGCAGAUGGUGAAGUCAACUCUGUUGAAGUUGCGUGGCUUGUCGCUUCGUUGCAAUCCGUCCCUGUCGGUUUUCUCCGUGACGCACACUCUUCUGUAUCUGUGCUACAAGUACAACCGGGAGUUUGUAGAGGGUGAGCGUCCCAGUCUUCGCGUUGUCACAGAAGGAGAUGUGCCCGCGUCGUCGCUGAUGGUUGUGAGCGUUGUUUCUCUCUCCCUUGAGGAACGCAUCGCACCACAUACGAGCGUGGGUGUGAUCUCCGAUGGAUGCUAUGAGGUGAAGGUCGCGUUGGACGUCCCACUGACGAAUUUGGUGCGUGAGAACAUUCUUCGCUGCGGACAUAAGCUUCUGGUGUGCGGCGCAAAGAUGCUCCUGAAGAAUUUUUGCUCUCCCCUGGAGUGCAGGGAUAACAUUGUGUUGUCUAUCAACUACAAUUGUACGCGUCCUGCAGACCCGGCUUCGGCACUCGGCUUGUAUCAGACUAAACCACUGCUUGUGCCGGCUGCUGCUAUUCACCCACUGGGGGGACUUGUUCCCUCACUCUAUGGGACGGUGGAACGUGUCCUUCCCGCAUUUUUUAUUGAGCAGACUGUCAGCAACAGAGGUACUUCAAAUGCUGGCGGCAAGGUGGUGCGCAACCUUCUUGCCCAGCUUAAGUCUCUUGAGCGCGCCGCACACGAGGCUCCGGCGCUGGAUGAUACAACAGGCAAUCGGAGACUCCUCCGGGUGUCUUCACUUGUGUUGACAUGUGAAAAGAAAGACUGUGUGAUCGUGCAGUUGUGGGAGGAGUGUGGCAUGGGAUGCUUGCCCGAAUCACUUGAAGAGUGCGAGUGCGAUUUCCCUGCGGAAGGCUCAACGGUUAUCAUCUUCGCCGUUACGCCGUCGCGUAGCCGGCCGUCUCACCCGUUCCAGAGCGCCAAGGUAGUCUACACUCGUGGGCGUCUCGACUACCAGCAGCUGUCACCACCAAACGGUUUCGCGCGACUGCCGCAGCGCAGUGUCUCUGACGUCGACCCUUCGACACAUGCCGGUGCACCGUUGGACAUUGGGGGUCUCUUUCUCGCAUCUGCGACUAACGACAUUAUGACGACGUAUGUAGUUGCUAUGUUGAGUGAAAAUGAUAGUUUAUCGGAGCCAUCGUUCUGUGUUAUUGACGUGCCGUCCUGGACCCCCGUAAAGGAGAUAACGCUCGCUAUGCCCACAGUACCCUUCACACCCGUCAUUGUGCAGAACGCCUCCUUUAUUCGCCGCGCUGAUGAGGACUUGGGACCAGACUGCUUGCACAUCUUGGCCAAUGAGUUCACACGUGUCUUGCAGAGACCGGCAGUCCCAUCGCUUCGAGCCGUCGUAUCAAUGCUUGAGCGAAGCCGAGAAAAGGCGAAGGCGACAGGGAUCAUUGCCGCCCGAGCUGCAGAGCUUCUGCGUUUGCGCCAGCUGAGUGAUGAGGCACGGACUGGCGUGCACCGCUUCACUAGUGAUCUCAGUGGUGGAGAUCUCCCCGUCGCGGUUACCCCUGGUGGGCCGUCACGGGUGCCGUACUACUUGCGUGGGGAGAAGCGUGGGCCCAUCGCCAAGGGUGUUGUGAUUCCACUCUCGAGUGAACAAAAGCCGGGAGGAGGGAUAAUCGAAGAGAAGACCUCGGUGCAGAGCGAGCCGAGAGCGAUAUUACCUCAUGCGGUCUAUCAGCACGGGGAGCGUUCUCAUAUAUUUGGUAAUAUUAUCAGGAUGCGGGUGGUGCGAUCCUUUGAGUCGGGCAGGCAUGAAUCUAUUGAGCUCCUCGCCGACUCUCUUGCUCAUGGUGCCGAAAAAGCUGGGUCUGCCACAUUCCAGGACACUGUUGUCCGAAGCUCUCCGUACUUUGAGAUUGACAUCCAGUUCGGUGCCGUCACCCAACAACGCGUGAGUGCCACCAUUAGGAGCCCCGUUGUACUGAGCAGUAUGCUGGAACAGCGAGUCGCGAUUCGAAGUGUCUGCGCAUUGGCGGUAGAUGAAGGGUGUGUCGAUUACGUUUUACAGCGGACGAAAAUGUUGGAAGAGUUCGAGCGUACUCCGGAGGAAAGCUGGUGGUGGCUGCUCUCUCUUUCGUGUGUCGUCACAGGUGACUCGUCACAUCCCACGAUUUCGACAAGAGUGCUAUGGCUCGAGAGUGAGUGGAGGAUGCUGCUUGACAUGGUGGCGGGAGGUGUGAGGGACAGUCUGUUCAAGUUCAGUGUGGACUCGGCUGGUGUGGUGACGCGGGUCGUGUUCUUAAAGGGCAACUGCUGUCUCUCCGACCUCAUGAGAGAGUAG
Molecule: messenger RNA, 3003 nt
Organism: Trypanosoma grayi
Lineage: Eukaryota; Euglenozoa; Kinetoplastea; Trypanosomatida; Trypanosomatidae
Product: putative DNA repair protein BRCA2
Exons: 1
Coding region: 1-3003 (1000 amino acids)
Biological process (GO): double-strand break repair via homologous recombination; regulation of DNA-templated transcription
Source: RefSeq, a predicted model, not a curated record